Molecule: messenger RNA, 2841 nt
Organism: Schistosoma guineensis
Lineage: Eukaryota; Metazoa; Platyhelminthes; Trematoda; Strigeidida; Schistosomatidae
Source: the annotation of a GenBank genome assembly
AUGGAUAGUGGCUAGCAGUGGAAUUCAGGACGUGCGUCUCAUCCUAUUUAGGACUGAUCAGCUGGAUGUACCUGCAUCUCAGAGUUGAUGUUCACUUCAAAACUAGAACCCGGUACCGUUUGCUCUAAACGCCAUCACGUUAUCCACUUGGCUAGUGAACUCUGAUAGCCAUUUGCUUGUUCAAUGGGGUGAAGGUUGAAUUUACUUGAUAUUGUUUACUUGAAUCUUACCAUUGAUAUUUAGGACUGUAAUUGAUCAAUCUCUUAUUGGCAUAUGUGCAUACUGCGUACAUUGACUCGAUAUUGUCUUAAUUCACAAGCAUUGUAAGAAAAGAUGGAUAAUGGCUAGCAGUGGAAUUCAGAGCUCACGUUUUGUUCUAUUUGGGGCUCUUCAUUUGGAUCUGUCUGCUUCUCAGUAGCUAAGUGGAUAACACGACGAAGUUUGAAUAGGAUGGUACUGGGUUUGAGUCCCACGGUGAACAUCAACACUGAGAUGCAGGUACAUCCAGCUAAUCAGUGCCCAAUAAGACGAAACGCCUAUCCUGGAUUCCACUGCUAGCCACUGUCCAUCUUUGCACAUUACUUAACACAUUUUUCAUUGUUAUACCAUACUUCAAUUAAUUAUACGAAUAUAAAUCUUUGUAGGUAAAUGUUCACACAUUUUCUUUCAAAUAGAAUUAAAAUUAACCGAUUCCUAUUAACCAGUAAGGAUAAGUCACUGUAGUGUGAGAGAACAGGUGAAAAGAGAAAACAUUCAAGACAAACAAGCAAACAACAAUUACAUAGCUAUGAACAAUAACCAACCAAAUUCCAGGCUAACCGAAUAAUCUAUCAUUAAGGUGUAGUGAACAAGAACACAAGUCGUGACAAUCAUACCAACUGAGUUCCGUUUCCGUUCUUUCCUUAUUGAUCUUCUACUGAAAUACAUCCUAUGCCUGAUCACCGUUAUAUACUACUAACGUGGAUAUAAGUAACCCACGCCACAGAGGUACCACCAGACUAUUUAAUUUAGUAUUCACUUGAUUACAGUUUUAUUUGUUAUGACUUUCCAAUAUUAUGUGAAUAUUAUCUUCUGUUAUCUGUAACAUCAGUCUAACACUCUACAUGAUAAAACAAAAUAGCUUUCCACUAAUCCAUAGUUCCUAAAUGUAAUAUAAGUAUGAUCAACUUUCUUAACUAUUCACUAAAUGAUUGAUGUAUGUUGAAUUUUGAUCGAAUUUUAUAUUCCAUGUUAAUACAGAAAGUGUCAGUUCCAUGCCUCGAUAAAGGAGAAAGUUAGAAAUAGGGUCGACAAACCCAUCCUUGUAAAAAACAAUCUUGGAAAAAAACAGAAAUGCUAACCGGACUAAACAAAUUCAACCAUUUAAAUUCUAUCCUCUGAGUUGAGAGAAAAAUUAUGACGCCUCAUGGUGAAAGCCAAGAUAAUUAGAAAUGACCUGAAGGACAAAUGUAUAUCAUUUUCUAGGAAAUAGAUCCAUUUCCUAAGGGAUAGAUAUGUAUAUACACACAUGAGUAUUUAUGCAUAUUGUUUGGUAGCCCAGUAGACUUUUUCUUCCACUCUCGUCGUCUUGCUCAAACAAUCAGUUUGGGUGGUGAGCACACAGCACUUUAGGCAUCAGUAUCAGGUUUCAGACACCGCGCAGCAUAACAAUUUUCAAUACGAACGUCAAGAUAGUUCUAAUGUAUGGAGCUGAAACUUGGAGAACUACCACAAUCAUCAUCAAAUAUGUAUAACUACUUAUAAACAAUUCUUUACGCAAAAUACUCAAUAUUCAUUGACCAGAUACAAUCAACAAUAACCCACUAUACCACAGAACAAUCGAACUUACAACUAAACAGGAAAUCGAGAAAAAGCAUUGGAGGUGGAUAGAACACACAUUGAAGAAAUCAUCGAACUGGAGCACUAGAUAAUCGUUAACUUGGAAAUCUAAAGGCCAGAGGAAAAGAGAUAAAUCGAAGAAUAGAUUGAGUCGAGAAUUGGAGGCAGGUAUCAAAAGAAUGAAUAGCAUUUGAGAACAGCUAUAAAAGAGAAUAGAAGACAGAGUUGGUUGGAGAAUUGUGGUGGUCGACUUAUGUUUCUCCACGAGUGGUAACAAGAGUAAAUAAGUAAAAUUAAGAAAAUGAUGUGCGUUUCAUUAUCAAGAGAAUUUUGGCAGAAAAUAUUUAUUACAUUAAAUACUUUAUUUGUUGUAAGUAGUAUAAUUCUAUUCAUUAAAAACAAAAACAUAAAAAGAUAUUCAACAUGAUUCUACUUAUAUUAGGUAUAAUAACACAAAAUACUUUAUCAAAAUAUACAACCAUUUUACAUACACCAAUAUCAGCUAUCAUUCCAACUAUUCUAUUUACUGGAUGUUUCGGUUUGAUAGCUGCAUUAAUUGGAUAUAUUGGAUUAUGGAAACCAAUGAAUUUAAUUGCUUUAAUGCAUAUAAUUAGUUUGUGUAUUGUUACACUCAUUGAAAUUGGUAUAGCAACAACAUCAGCUGUAAUGUAUGAUCAAUUUUAUACAACUACACAUAGUGCAUUAUUAGAUAGUGUGAAAUUCUAUUAUGAAAACCCACAAUAUGAAAUGGAAAUGGAUCAUUUACAAACUGAAUUUAAAUGUUGUGGAGCUGAAUCUUAUUUGGAUUAUAGAAAAUUGGGUAUGAAUAUACCAUUCUCUUGUAUCAUUGGUUAUUUAGUUUAUGCAAGAGGUUGUGUUCAUAUAUUAACUGAUUAUAUACAACAAUAUACAAUUGUAUUCAUUUCAUUAUGUUUUAUAUUUUCAAUUAUACAAGGGGUUUAUUUAAUUAUUUCCAUUUUAAUGCUUAAUAGAUCUAUGGAUAUAAAAAAUUUAUGUACAUAA